Molecule: messenger RNA, 2821 nt
Organism: Cannabis sativa
Lineage: Eukaryota; Viridiplantae; Streptophyta; Magnoliopsida; Rosales; Cannabaceae
Product: putative clathrin assembly protein At2g25430
Exons: 2
Coding region: 508-2520 (670 amino acids)
Biological process (GO): clathrin-dependent endocytosis; clathrin coat assembly; vesicle budding from membrane
Cellular component (GO): clathrin-coated vesicle; clathrin-coated pit
Molecular function (GO): SNARE binding; phosphatidylinositol-4,5-bisphosphate binding; clathrin heavy chain binding
Source: RefSeq, a predicted model, not a curated record
AGUACUACAUAGAUGCCCAAGGCUCAACCUUUUGUCCUAACAAAGACAGCUACUUUACCCAAAUCAACGGCCCUGAUCUUUUCAUGUCUUAAAUCAACUAACCACAAAUCUCUCCCCUAAUAUUUAUUAAUUAUUAUUCUGCACUUAUUUUCUUUGCUACCCAAUCCCCAACUCAAACAAAACACUUCAACUCCACCAAAAAAAAAAAAAAAAAUCUAGAAAUAAACGAAAUUAACAAACCCAAAAAAACUAGAGAGAAAGAAAAGAGUAUAGAAUAACGAACGAGCUUCAGAGCUUUCCUUUUGGUUACUAGUUACUUAUACGACGUCGUACAGUCUAUCAAGCUUCUCCAGAUCCAAUUUGGUUUGGUCAACUACCAGUUGUUGAGGUGAUUGUAAUCUCCGGAUCCGGCGUCGUUUUGAGCCGUCGGACCUUAGUGGCGGCGGAUCUAGACACCAACACCGACACUACCGGUACGGAUCGGGGAAGGAGAGGAAGUUGUUGGAGAUGGCGCCGACUACGAUUCGGAAAGCGAUUGGGGCGGUGAAGGACCAGACUAGUAUUGGAAUAGCUAAGGUGGCUAGCAACAUGGCGCCGGAGCUUGAGGUUGCGAUUGUCAAGGCGACUAGUCACGACGAUGAUCCGGCUAGCGAGAAGUACAUAAGAGAGAUCCUGAAUCUCACAUCUUACUCUCGAGGUUACGUUCAUGCCUGUGUUACGGCGAUUUCGAAGCGUUUGGGGAAGACGCGCGACUGGAUUGUGGCACUCAAGGCUUUGAUGCUGAUCCAUCGUUUGCUUAAUGAAGGGGAUCCUUUGUUUCAGGAAGAGAUCUUGUUCGCUACCAGAAGAGGGACCAGGCUUCUCAAUUUGUCUGAUUUCAGGGACGAAGCCCAUUCUAGUUCUUGGGAUCACUCAGCUUUUGUCAGGACUUACGCCAUGUAUCUUGACCAACGCCUCGAAUUGGCGCUAUUUGAGAAGAAAAGUGGAGGUGCUGGAGACGGAGCUGGUCGAGGCGGUGGUAGUGGUGGUGGUGGUGGUGAUGAUCGAUUCGAUCGAUUUGGGUCUAGAGAUAGUAACGCGAAUUUCAGGUCACCGCCACCGAGACAGUACGACUACGAUUAUGGGGAUUCCAGGGGUGAGGGGGGUCCGUCUGGGAACUACGGAAUGAGGCGGUCGAGGUCGUUUGGGGAUAUGAGCGAAUCGGCAGGACGAGAAGGGAGAGAGAGAGAGGAGAAAAGGGUUUUGACUCCAUUGAGGGAGAUGAAGCCUGAGAAGAUAUUUGUUAAGAUGGGACAUAUGCAGAGACUGUUUGAUCGUUUUUUGGCUUGUCGACCCACGGGUUUGGCCAAGAUCAAUAGGAUGAUUUUGAUCGCAUUGUACCCCGUUGUUAGGGAGAGCUUUCAGCUUUACGCCGACGUUUGUGAGGUUUUGGCUGUUUUACUUGAUAAAUUCUUUGACAUGGAGUACCCAGAUUGUGUUAAGACCUUCGAUGCCUAUGCAAGUGCGGCUAAGCAGAUCGACGAGCUCGUUGGGUUUUAUAAUUGGUGCAAGGAAACCGGUGUUGCGAGAUCAUCGGAGUAUCCUGAAGUUCAGAGGAUCACUGGUAAGUUAUUAGAGACAUUGGAGGAGUUUGUGAGGGACAGAUCAAAGAGACCCAAGAGUCCCGAGAAGAGAGAGGAGCUUCCGGCUCCUCCAGUUCAAGAGGAGGAACCGGUUCCUGAUAUGAACGAGAUAAAGGCACUCCCUGCUCCGGAAAGUUACACUCCACCACCUCCACCUGAGCCAGAGCCUAAGCCUCAGCAACAAGAAGUGAUCCACGACUUGGUGGAUUUGAGAGAGGAAUCGGUCACGGCCGACGAUCAGGGGAACAAGUUUGCUCUUGCAUUGUUUGCUGGUCCAGGGGAAAACAAGGCGAAUGGAUCGUGGGAACCGUUCUCAUCAAAUGGACAACCUCAAGUAACAUCGGCCUGGCAGACUCCUGCCGCUGAUCCCACCAAGGCAGAUUGGGAACUCGCCUUGGUAGAGUCAGCUAGCAACUUGUCGUUGCAAAAACAAGAUCUCGGUGGUGGGCUAGAUCCGUUGUUGUUGAAUGGCAUGUACGAUCAGGGCGUGGUCAGACAACACGUGAGCACAGCCCAUAUGAGCGGUGGAAGCGCCAGCAGUGUGGCGUUGCCUGGGCUGGGAAAGACCAACACACCCGUGUUGGCUCUCCCAGCUCCAGAUGGGAGUGGCACAGUUCAUGCAGUCAAUCAGGACCCUUUUGCUGCUUCAUUAACAAUUCCACCACCUUCUUAUGUGCAAAUGUCCGAUAUGGAGAAAAAACAAAGCUUGUUAGUGCAGGAACAGCAAGUAUGGAAUCAGUAUGCGAGAGAAGGAAUGCAAGGGCAAACUAGUUUGGCCAAGCUUAGUGGCAACGGUUACAUGGCUCCAAAUCCAUAUCCAGUGAUGCAAUAUGGGAUGCCUCAGCCUCAGGUCAACGGGAUGGGGCCGCCGGCCGGGUAUUACUAUAAUCCUUAUUGAUCAAUUUUCUUAAAUCUUAUUAUAAAUACAGUUUAUUUCUUCAUCCUGUAUGUUGUUGCUUUUCUAGAUUUGUUCUUCCCUUUUGUCUAAAACUCUGAAUGGUAAGUAAUUAAGAACUUGUUCAUUUGUGCACGGAAAAUUGGAAAUGUUUUGUUGGAGGGAGCUGAGAUGAAGAGACAGAGAUGGGGAAUAAAUGAUUUUUGAUGUUGUUGGGGGGUACGUAAUUGAGUUCUGAUGUCUCUGUAUUGUGUAAUAUUAGACUGUUCUUCAUAUAUAUAUUUUUUCUUGUUCUUGUUUUUGA